UCAUGAAGCAGUAUGAGUGGAAACUCUAUCAGUACAAACACAGAGACAGUUGUCCUGCAGGAGAAUCUGAGAGCACAAAAAUUUGAUGGGGGUUCAGCUGAAAGGUAGCCCGGUCAUUACAUAACCUUAUUGCGUACAGAUGUUAGCACUUAAAGUGUGCAAGAUCACAUGAGUGUCAAUAUCAGCCUGUGCUUUUAGACUUUCAGAAUUCUGCUCCCGGGGUGGGCAUUUAGCACAGCAAUGCCUAAAUCCCGCAGUGUAGCAUGUAAAAGCCACUGCCUGCAGUUCUGGCAUCCCGUAUGUGAGCUGGUUUGAUUUCAGGCUGUUAAACUUCUGAUACAGCUCUCUGCUAUGGCCUGGGAAAGCAGUAGAAGAUGGCCCAAGUGCUUGGACCCCUGCACCUGCAUGAGAGACCCAGAAAAAGCUCUAGGCUCCUGGCUUUGGAUCGAGGCAGCUCCGGCCCUUGUAGACAUCUGGGGAGGAACUGGUGGAUGGAAGAACUCUUAGAACUCUUUUUCUCUCUUCCUCUGCCUCUCUAUAACUUUGCCUUUCGAAUAAACAAAUACAUCUUAUAAAAAAUUGUAUUGCACCAAAAUUUUUCUCUUUAGAUCAAUUAUUCUAAGAACAUUAAAGCAUGUGCUAUACACAUAACUGGUUGAACUGAAAACAUGUGCAUGUGCUGAUUGCCUGUUUGUGUGCUUCCUUUUACCAACACUUUUUUUUCAGAAGGAUUCCAGGGUGUAUUGAAACACAAAAUGUCACAUGUGUCUCCGAAUUCCAUCUCAUGGGUUUCUCAGAGAUGACAGAACUGCAGCCCCUCCUCUUUGGGCUGUUCUUGUCCAUGUACCUGGUCACGGUGCUUGGGAACCUGCUCAUCGUCCUUGCUGUCAGCUCAGACUCCCACCUCCACUCCCCCAUGUACUUUUUCCUCUGCAACCUGUCCUUGGCUGAUGUGGGUUUCACCUCCACCACGGUUCCCAAGAUGAUUGUGGACAUCCACACUCACAGCACAGUCAUCUCCUAUGUGGGCUGCCUGACACAGAUGUCUCUCUUUCUCAUCUGUGGAUGCAUGGAUGAUUUGAUUCUGACCGUGAUGGCCUAUGACCGGUUUGUCGCCAUUUGUCAUCCAUUGCAUUACCAGGUCAUCAUGAACCCCUGCCGCUGUGCUUUCUUGGUUACAGUGUCUUUUUUUGGCAGCCUUUUGGAAUCCCUGCUGCACAACUUGAUAUUAUUACCAGUUACCUGCUACAAGGCAGCUGAAAUUUCUAAUUUCUUUUGUGACCCUUCUCAGCUUCUCAAUCUUACAUGUGAUGACACCUUCAAACAUGACAUAGUCAUGUAUCUUAUUGGUAUCACAUUUGGGUUUUUCCCUAUCUCAGGGAUCCUCUUCUCUUACUAUAAAAUCGUGUCCUCCAUUCUGAGAGUCCCAUCCCCAGACGGGAAGUACAAAGCCUUCUCCACCUGUGGCUCUCACCUGUUGGUCGUUUGCUUAUUUUAUGGAUCAGGUUUAGGUGUGUAUCUCAGUGCAUCCUUCUCCACCUCUUCCAGAAAGAGUGCUGUGGCCUCACUGAUGUACACUCUGGUCACCCCUAUGUUGAACCCCUUCAUCUACAGCCUGAGGAACAGGGACAUCAAGAGAGCUCUGCAGAGAAUUGUCAACAGAAUAAGCUAAUCUCACUGCCCUUGCCAUCCUUGUGCUCCUAGAACUGAAAUGGGCAGCUCCAAGAAGUCCAGAAUCAGUCCUCAGGUCACAGCAUGUGAAGGCAUCUAUCAUCAUCUCCACGUCUUUUGGGCUUC
Molecule: messenger RNA, 1797 nt
Organism: Oryctolagus cuniculus (rabbit)
Lineage: Eukaryota; Metazoa; Chordata; Mammalia; Lagomorpha; Leporidae
Source: RefSeq, a predicted model, not a curated record